AUGCUUAAUUUUCUGUUUUUUCUUUCAAUAAUUGAAUAUUCAUUUGGUCAAUUACCAGGACCCAACGAUUAUCCUGGAAAAAUAGGCGGUCGUUGUGGAUUAUUUCAGUUUGAUUGUGAUCCUACAGCAAGAACUCCGUUAUGUAUUCCAUUAGUUGCUGUAAGAGAUUGUACUCCAGAUUGUCCGAAUAUGAGUGAUGAAUGGUGUGGUCAUGGAACAAUUCUCUGUGAUGCUGGAGUUGGACAGAAACGAUGCGGAAAAUGCGUGAGACCACAGGAUAUGGCCAAUUUAUGGCAACAUUUAUGUGCUUAUCAAGGAACAUAUAAAUGUGCUAAAACAAUGAAUUGUAUAUUUGCGAAAUGGUUGAUGGAUGGAAAAGACGAUUGUGGAGAUGGAAGUGAUGAAGAUGUAUGCAGGCAUGGAUUAGUUUCUUGUUCUGGUUCAGUACCAUCUCCAACUACUAUACUGGAACCAGUGACAUCGACGGAAAAACCAAAGGAAACAAAAAAGAAACCAAUUUAUAAAAAAGAUCGUUGCGAGCUUGGAGAAUUCAGAUGUUUGAAUGGAGAAUGUCUGGAUAUUUCAAGAGUUUUAGAUGGUCAGGAGGAUUGUGCAGAUGCAAGUGACGAAAAUUACUGUGAAAUGCAUGAUGGAGUGUGCAAUACAGCAGCCCGUUGUUCAUUUCAAAGAGAUGUUGGAGCAUUUGGAUGUGGCUGUCCAAAAGGUUUCGCUAGAAAUCCAACAGGAAUUUGUGAAAUUGAAGAGAAUCGUAUGAAACAUUGA
Messenger RNA from Caenorhabditis remanei, 783 nucleotides. RefSeq lists its product as uncharacterized. The transcript is spliced from 6 exons. The record is from RefSeq and is a predicted model, not a curated record. NCBI's taxonomy places the organism in Eukaryota, Metazoa, Nematoda, Chromadorea, Rhabditida, Rhabditidae. Gene Ontology annotation, cellular component: plasma membrane. The coding region runs from base 1 to 783 and encodes 260 amino acids. Gene Ontology annotation, molecular function: protein binding.